UUUGGAAAAUUUGAAGAAGGCCAUGGUCAUGGUACGCAAAUAAAAAUCACGUGACAUUGUAUAUAACGUGACUACUACAUUGAAGUCAUGUGAUAAUCACCCAUUAAAAGAAUAAUCAUCAUUACUUGAAAACACUGUCAUAUAAAACUACUAAAAGGAAUUACUAGGCCCUAAGAAAUAAUGAACUAUCAGAAUUUAUCGCUAUUUUUAUUCAUCAUAGCAAGUAGUUUACUACUUAUGAUUGAUGCUUAUGUACCUCGUAUGCUCAAUGGCAGACCGAAAGGAGGACUCGUUGGAUCACCAGGUUGAAUUAUUAUUAUAAUUAUAAUAUUAAUAUUAUAUUGAAUAAAUGAAUAGGCUGCGGCAAUAAUAUUUAUUCGACUUAUUAGGACCCGGGUGGUUUCAAGAGUGAGAGGUUGGUUUUAGUAAUAAAUUUAAAAAUAUUAUUGUAGACAAAAUUUGGUAUGAAAUUAUACUAUACUGAUAGCCCUGGCUAAUUAGUAAUAUUUUGACGGCUUGUCUCAUCUGGUGGAAAUCACUUGAUUCACCGUAAAUCAUGUUUUCAAGGCAGGUCUCUGGGUCCUGACCAUCUGCCCCCCACCCAUUGCUGGGGCAGUCAACCACCAGGUGAGACAUUGUCUCCUCUGUCUGGCCACAAAAUCGGUAGUUAACCGUAGUUGGGUUCUCUUAUGUCGUCAAAUCUAUGGAGGUAGCUGCGCAUCAGCAAUGGUAAGUCCUCAUCUGGAUGAUGAGGUUCUGAUUGCCUCACUUAGUUUCCAACAGGGAUUGCUCUUGCUCAGUCGUGGCACUUUCACAUAUAGCUAAAAUCUAGAGGGAUCCAGGUACACAUAGCCGCUAUUCGGACCGGGGUCCUUUUAGACUAAAUGCUAUUCGGAUGUCAUUUGUGGUAGUUUAUUUUAUUUAAACUGAAGAAGUAAGUUUCCAGACAUAUAGUCAUUCAAUUAUCUUUCAUUUGAUACCAAAUUUUGUCUUACAAACCCAACAAUAAUAUUUUAAAUAUUUUUUUUUAAUCCCAGCCUCUCACUUCUGAUACCUGGGUCUGAAUAGCCACUUUGACCAUGGGCACCCGCAGAAAACUUUCUAGGGGGAGGGCAAAAAAAAAUCGAUUAACUUUCAGGGGGUCAAACAUUUUUUAGUAAUGUUUUAAUGUAGUUUUAAUUUACUGUAGCGUAUUUGUAUGGUCAACGAACGGUCAGGACAUCAGCUUAGUUACUUUCUCUUUAUUUUCUCUUUACUUUAAAUUAAUAAAUUUUUUGUCUAUUUUUGUCUAAAAUUUAUUUAUCCAAUCAAUUGCCCCCCCCCCUCCCCCCUGCGGGUGCCCAUGACUUUGACUGAUAACCCCCAACAAAUUUUAAGUUUGCAAUGACCUCAACCGGUGCCGGAAGCGAUUAUCAUUCAGUAUCAUUUAUAAUUCAAUUAGCCUCAUAUCUAACUUAAAAUUAAGUAAAUGAAUCAAAUAAUCUGUGUAUUAUUUGUUUAUACUUAUAAAUGUUAAACAGUUCCACAGAAAAUUUGAAAUUUAAUAUCUAAAUAAUGUUAUUAUUAUUGUAAAUUUAAAAAAAUAUAUAUUUUAACAAAAUUAAAUACAAAUUAGUGAUGAGUCAGCAUAUUUUAUAUAUUUUAAUUUAUGAAAUUAUAAAGAUUUUUUUUUUAAUUUGUGGAAUACUUAACAAAAACUCAAUUGAUCUUUUGUGGCUUUAUUUAGAAGAACUUGUAUUGUUCCCCAUAAAUAUUAUAUUUUUGUGUCAUUUCAUAAUAAACUUUUGAAGUUCUAUAGGUGUAAAACAAAAACAAAAUAAGGAUCUCAAAAUGUGGUGGAAAACCUCAUCAUAGUCAUAGUGAAAAGUGGUUUUGAGGUCCUGAAAGAAAAAAUUCAUAACUUUUGAACCACAUGUGCUAGAAAGUUGAUGAUGGUGUUUUUGUAGACUCUUCUCUAGGCCCUGUGCAGCUGUAGUAUUUUUAUAUUUUUAAAAAUGUUUUGAAAUAUCCAUCAAAGUGCCUGUAGACUAAGUUACUUUAACUAAGUUUACGCCCCAGGCCAGAGUAAGACAUAAGCUUGGCUUAAUAAUUAUUAUUUAAUUCUUCAUUAAUUUAUUUAAUUUCCUUAGUAGGCUAUUUAUUAAUUUUAUUUAUUAUUAUCAGGCCCAUAUAAUAUAUGAUUAAACUAUCAGUCUAUCAUCAGUAUCUAUAGACUAUGACAAUGACAUAUUGUUAACUUAGAAUUUUUGUUUUAGAGCUUGGUUAAUAAAUAAUGAGAAAGACAUUUCAGAUAUGUAGGCCUUUGUCACAUUCUAUGUUUUAUAAAUUAUAAUAAUAAACAUAAUUCUGGGCCUAUAAAUGUUAUAAGUUAUACUAUCAUAUAUAGGCCUAAAUCUAAUGAUUUACUAGUGCAUUUAGACCUAAUCAUGGCACUAUAUAGGUAUUCUAUUUAUAAUCACUUGUAUAUUUUGAUAUGUUUAUUAAAUAUCAUUGCACUGUUUAAUACUAUGUCUAUGUGCAUAUCAUAAUGUUCCAUGGCAUAAUGAUAAGGUUAUGAGUCACUGAGUGUGAGUAAAAGUGUUAUUUAUAAGACAAAUUUAAUAGAAUAGUCUUAAUGUUUUUAACAGUUAAUUUUUAUUUUAAGAAUUUAUAUUUUUUAUUGUGCUAAAACAAAAUAAUAACUCAUGUAUCUCUCUAUGAUUUUCAAUAGCAUUACUUAUAAUUUUCAACUAGGAAAUAAACACCGCUUGUAUGGCAUGGAAAGACCAAAGACGCCCCCAGAGCAGUGGUUUAUUCAGAAAUUAGACCAUUUUAAUGGGGCUGAUUCACGAGUUUGGAAACAGGUGAUUAGGCUAUAUAAAAAGGUUUCAAAAGUUUAAAAAAUAAAUUCAUCAAUGAUCAGAUUAACCAGAUCAGUAACUACAUAAUUUGUGUAAAUACCCCUGAACUCAUAGUCCGUUAUAGAUUAUUUCCCUUAGGUUUCUUUUUAGAUGUUUCAGGUUUGAAAUUAUUCCUCUUAAGAAUCAAUCUUUAAAUAAAAAGUUAUAUUUUACUUUUUGUUCACUGAAAAACUUAUUUUUUGUGAUUGAUAUUUCAAAAAUUUUUCUUUCAUUAUUAACAGAGAUUUUUUGUAAAUGAUACUUAUUACCAAACUGGAGGUCCAAUCUUCAUUCAAAUUGGAGGGGAAGGAACUGCAGACCCCAUUUGGAUGGUGGAAGGAGCAUGGAUAACAUAUGCAAGAAUCUAUGGAGCCUACACUGCAAUGCUUGAACACCGUUACUAUGGCAGUAGCCAUCCAACAGCGUGAGUUAUCAAUGUAUGGUUUUUUUUAUAAGAUUUUAAAAAUCAUACUUAGUUUUUCAAAUGUUUUCCUCUUUUUAGGAAGAUGCAAGUUUUUAAGUUUAAGUUGUAAAGAAAAUGAUUAAGUAAAAAAUAUAGAUGUGGGUGCAGGUCUGUGCGUGUGUGGGGGAGGGGGGAGCAAUCAGUACUUGAAAAAUUUCACACAUUAUUUACCUUUAUUUGUAGAUGUAGAGUAGAUUUAAUUAUCUGCAUGUUUUACUAUGGAAAAAAUAGAUUAAAUUUUUUUUUGAUAAUGUCCUGUGUCUCAAUAUGUGUGUAAUUUAACACAUAUAAAUGUUCUAUAUGUCUACUUAUUUGUUAUGUUCAUAUCUAUUUAGACACUUUAGAUGGGUCAUAAGAGUUUUGUGUACGGUAAAAUUUCCUGUAAAAGUUCCUAUAACAAUAGCUAAGCUGUCUGUAUUUAUCUCCAGGGACAUGAGCACAGACAACCUCAGGUACUUGAGUAGUGAGCAGGCAUUGGCUGAUCUAGCUGCAUUCAUUGUUGACCUUAAAUUUAGACUGGGCAACCCCAAAAUAAAGGUCAUUACAUUUGGAGGAUCCUAUCCAGGUAGGAUUUAAAAGUCAGGGAUAAGUGUUUGUGGAUCCAAUAAGAUGAAAACAUUAAAAAAUAACAGUGUGGAUAAAAACUAAUGUUGAAAAGGCCAUAGUUGGGUUUUAAUUCUUUUAUAACUUAGAACUUACAAUAUUACAUUUUGUAUGCCUGGGUAUUGGUACAUCUUCAUCUGGGAUUUGGUACUUCUAUGUCUGAUGUUUAGUUCUGCUUUGUGUGGGGCAUAUAGUUCUUCUCAACCUGGGUCUAUUGUCUUUGUGUUAAAAUCAUGAAUUAGGUUUCUUCAUGGUCCAUCAUAAAUCACAGGGAUUACUAAAUCUGAAGUUAUAGGGCGGGUCAGAGAUUGGAAAACAUGGCGGGCCUCACUGUAAGUGGUCAGAGGUUUGUAAACAAGGCAGGCCUCAAAGAUGGGUCAACAAGAUGGGCCUCACUGUGAGUGGUCAAAAAUAAAUUGUUAAAUACUUUUGACCCACAACUUAGGACUAUAAUUCUAAUGUAUAUUUUUUAUAAAUACGCUUAAGUAGAGAUGCUGCACAAAUAUAUAAUUAUGUUUUGUUUUUGCAGGUUCCUUGUCUGCCUGGUUUCGGCUGAAGUAUCCACACCUUGUUGAUGGAGCUGUUGCCUCCAGUGCCCCUCUGCUUGCUGAAGUUAACUUUAAAGGUUAUUAUUAAUUUAUUAUUUGACUCAUUCCCAAUGGUUGCGACUAAAUGCAUUAUUCGGGGGUUCCGACAGAUGCAUCCAAACAUGUUUCUCGUUGCAUUGCGACACACUUCUCUAAUUUUUAUUUUUAAAACUGCAAUGAAACCCCGCAUCCCUUAUGACUUCUGGUGAAGGCAUGAUUCUGCGUGAUUUCAAUUUAAAAACCAAAACGUUUUUAUCUUGUUUCACUUUCAAUCUAAGUGUGCUGUAGAACAGUGUGUCUAUAUCCCGUACUUGUUCAUUCUAGGAGAUAAAAAUAAUUUUUUUUUGGUCAUUGCUUGUUAUUUUUUUCAUUAUUGAUGUGAUAUUGCUAUUAAAUUUUAAUUAUUUCUGGAUGCAUUCAUCCUUAAUAAUUAUAUUUAGCAGCUUAAAAAAAUGUUUUACAAAUGUAAAUCAAUUGCAAACGGACUUACUUCCCUUUCAAAGGUACCAUUAUAUAAAUUAAAUGCGGAAGUAGCACGGCCGUCAGGAGGAGUUAAUUUGUACUUGGCCUACAACCUGUGGUACUGGAGCCACCGGGUUAGCCCCUGGGGUUUUUAAAUGAAAAGAUGUAUCUCUUUUUUUCUUCUUUUUUUUUUGAACAAUCUAUAAUAACAUUUAGACCAUCUGCCUCUGCCUCUAUUUUUUAAAAAUGGCUUUUCUCAUAUUUUGUAAAACCAAAGUAAUGUUUCUAUGUUUAUCUUAUAGAAUACCUAGAGGUGGUGGCCGAUGCACUGAUGACUCAUGAUGGAACAAACAACUGCAACACUGCCAUUCAGCAGGCCACUGACACUAUAACACAGAAAAUUAACACAACAGAGGGUCGUAUUCUUCUGAAGCAGACUUUCAGGUUGCUAUUUUAUUGUAUGGCUUGAUGUGAAGGGAAGAUAGACUGGCUUGAUGUGAAGAUAGACUGGCUUGCUGUGAAGGGAAAACAGACUGGCUUGAUUUGAAGGGAAGAUAGACUGGCUUGAUUUGAAGGGAAGAUAAACUGGCUUGAUUUAAAGGCAAGAUAGACUGGCUUGAUGUGAAGCCGAGAUAGACUAGCUUGAUGUGAAGCCGAGAUAGACUGGGUUGAUGUGAAUGGGAGAUAAACUGGCUUGAUGUGAAGGGAAGAUAGACAAAGGCAGAUUUUUAGUUUAAAAUCAACUUCACAGCCAAGGUAUUGUUUAUUUAGAGAUAGUUUUGUCUUCAUAUUUUACUCAAACACAGAUACUUUAGCCUUGAACUUGAAGCGGGCAUGAGUUGGGUUUUUUUCUUUUAAUUUAUAGGAUGUGCUUUUUGUUGAUUUGAAAACUUUGAAAUUUAACAUGGCCAACAAAGUUAAGAAUGUUGAACUUUGUUCCCAUUAGGCUAUAUUUAUCAACCAUAUGCACUGACCAAUAAACUUUUCUUUUCACACAUUAGCAAAAUACAUUUGAAUUAAAGUCACUAGUUAUGGUAAAGCUUAAAAAUAUUGAUAGUUAAUUCAAAGGCAUAGCAAAAAAUAGAAAUAGAUAUGUGGCGAUUAAAAAAAAAAUGUACAAGAAUGAACUAAGAAAGAAAUGAUCAUUACUGGUUCAUGAAUUUUGCUUUUUAUGCCACCCUUUUCUGGUCCGGUUUUCACUAUUUUCUCUUCCAAGAAAAAUGAUCUUGGAAAAUGAAGGGCAAAAAAUUUAUUUUCUCAUUAGUUUAUUGUUUUCUCUGCUAUGAACAUUAUAAAAACAGUCAGUUCAAAACUUGAGCUUAACUAGUAACUAGAAAGGUGGCUGUCACAGAUAUACAUUGUGAUCUCAUGUUUUUGUCUUUUGAAUAGUGUAUGGUAUUUGUGUCUCAUGACUGUUAUCUCAUUAUCGUAAUCUUAUGAUUGUGGGGGCAUUAUUGUGAUCUUUAAAUUUGUUGCAUGAUUGCAGUCUUAUGAUUGUAAUCUCAUGAUAGUGUCCAUUGAAUUUAAAAUUUGAGUUAAAGGCACAAAUCAACAUAGACAAUGCAUGAUCUUAGUGCACUAAGUCAAAUAUGGUAAUUUUACUUUGAUUAUGUCCCUAAAACAUAUAUCUGUGAAUCAGGUUAUGUGACAACAUUGACCCAAACAUAUCAAAAGACAUCGCCAAUCUGUUCUCCACACUGGCUGGCAAUUUUGAGGGAGUGGUGCAGUACAACAAGGAUAACAGAGCUUUUGAGGUAAUGGGGUCAUCAGGGGCUACAUUUUAGCAACAAAUUUUAAUUGACAGACAUACAAAUACAAAAAGUAUCUAUAUAUAAAUGGUCAAAUGAUUCCGUCGGCUUUGAAAGGGUGAGUGAAAUUAUACAUUGAUUGCAAACAAUGAGGACAGACAACAAAUUCCACACUCACAGUGUUAAUGUAAAAUUUGGGAAAAGCAAAUAACUUAGGGGUAGUGAGUUAGGUCUAUUUGAGAAAGAUUGUUUCAUUUAAACUAACAUUUUAUAAGGACUGUUAUGUUCAUUAUUCAUUAAAAAUAGACUGUUAAGAUUAUUUGUUGUUGUUGCUGUAAAUAAGGAUUUUAAAAUUCUGUCAUUAUAGAGGUACUGCUUAGUACUUCAAUAAUUUUUAUUUAAUCAUUCAUUAAAGAGCUAUUGUUUAUUUCAUUAACCCUUAAAGUGGGAGUUUUUAAUUUAUUAUUUAGAGGGAGUAUUAAAUUUAUUAAUCAUUAAAAAAGGGAGUGUUCAGUGGAGUGCAGCUGUGGAUCAGAAUUGAUUGAUAUCAGAUAUUAGUCUGCUUCAUUGCAUCAUGACAUCAGAGUCUGUUCUGUACAAUAUUUAUAUUCAAGCCUUAUCAGUUUUUUUUUUAUAUCCCCAGGGAGCCAAAGGUACCAACAUCACAAUUGACACCUUGUGUGGCAUCAUGACCGAUGCAUCCCUGGGGACACCAGUGCAGAGAUAUGCCCAGGUUCUUUAUACAUUGUAGCAUCAUUCUAUUUCUUUUUUUUUUAAAACUCUGCAUAUACAAUUUGUGUGUUGAAACGUUUAAUAUCUACCGUUUGGCCUGAUAAUAAUAAUAGAGACCUUUCAUGAACUUUAGAUUGAGUGACCCAAAUUGUGCCAAGCGGACUGAAACAAGCCAUGCGUCUUACACCUUUAAUUAACAAAGUCAAAAACACAAAAAAUUUCUUUGUGCUAUAUAUUGCUAAAAAUAAUAAUUCAACAUAGUUCUUAAACAAUAUAAAUAUACAUAUAAAUAUAUAUAAAUAUAAAUAUUAUAUAUAUAUAUAUAUAUAUAUAUAUAUAUAUAUAUAUAUAGUCGGUUUUCUCCAGGAAGAGGACAUAGUGAUAAUAGCCUUAAAUUCAUGACCUAGCAGCCACUAUUUCAAAUAACUCUUAAAACAAUUAAAAUAAACAUUAUCACAGGUUUCUUGUUGCAAUGUGGUUUAGUCACCUCAGCCCGUCCCUCCCCAUCCCUGUAGUUUAAAUCCUUAAAUAUUUUAAAACAGAAAAUAAAAUGUCAUGUUUUCCUCUGAAUGAGGAUCAGAUGUUUUUGCUUAUACUUAUUUAGCAACUGAUUUUUACAAAAAUGGAUUUGUUUUCAAUUUCCAGGUUAACAAUUUGUUGUUGGAUGCAUAUUCACAAACCUGCCAAGAUUUCAAAUAUGAUAAAAUGAUAGAGACUAUGAGAGGAACGUCGUGGAGUUCUGGGGCAGCAGAGGGAGGUAAUUCUGUAUUGGAAAAAAAAAUUAAUUAAAAAAUUGGGGCUUUGCAUUUUUUACUGAUAUUCUAAAUAUACAAAUACAAGAGGGAAAAAAUACACCCCUGUUUGCCAGGCAAAUUCUAUAUAGCUUUAGUGGCAUAAAAUAAACAAUGGAAUACCAAAUUUUAUAUACAUGAACAGUCACAAAAUAGAAUCUGAUGUGAUCAUAGUUUAAGAAAUGGUGAAUGUUUUAAUAUGCUAUACUAAAUAUUCCAUGUAAAAACCUUACAAUUGGUAUUUUGCUAAAUUUUUGUUUGAUGAAAUUACCUGAUACAUUAAAAUAUCAUAAUUUAUUCAUAAAAUUAGUAAAUUAUGUCAUUAAUUAUCUUUGUAAUGUAAUUUAUUUAACGACUGUUGUAAUGUAGUUCAAAUUCACAUGCAUUUUAACUGUGCUUUAUGGGCAAUCCAUAAAUGAUGUCAAGCUCUUUUGCUUGAUUUUGGACACACCCCAUCAUUAAAAUUUUGUGAAAUAAUUUAGACACUUUAUGCGUGUCAUCAGUCAUAGUUGGCCCCUUGCAACAAAUUUUGUAUAACACAUGCUGAAAUAUUCAUAUAAAAAUAUAAUAUUCUUAUCAUAUAGUGGCACGAGUCACAAAAGGUCAACCAGUAGUUUCAUCCUAUACUCGUUUUCAAAAUAGAGUUUUUCAAUAAUUUCAUUUUUUUUUUUUUUCUAGGACGUCAAUGGACAUAUCAAACCUGCACAGAGUUUGCGUUCUACCAGUCGUCUGAUUAUGAGAACCAACCUUUUGGUCAUGCGUUCCCCAUUGAGUGAGUGUUGGCUUAAGGACUCAGUGUUUCGAACUUAACAUUUCUAUCUGAUAACAAAAUUGCCGCCUGAGAAGAAAAAACUUCUUAGAGCAGGGUGUGAUUGACCUCAUUCAACAAUAGUUAAGAAUUUUUUGUUAAAACCAAGAACAGUCAGGGCUUUUAAGUAAAUAUUUAUUUGAAUUACAUUAAACACAUUUAUAGAUACAUUCAGUGACAUAAAAGCCACUUUAUUCUGAGAUGACACCCAUAGAAUUAAAGUUUAAAAAAUAAUAUUUUUUUUUAGAGCAAUGGAAAAUAUGGAAUGAUACCCAUGAACAUUUUUCAGCCUUCAAUGUAUGAAAACAUUGUGCACAUUGUUCUUUACAUUUUAUGGUAACUGUAUCUGUAUUCGACCUUGCCUUGGGUUGAUCAAUGAAUAACUUGUAACUCAUCACUUGAAUGCUAUAUUAAAAAAAUGCGUCAACCAUGUUCUUGCAUGAAGUAUGAUGAAGUCAUAAAAUUGAAUGACAAACAAAAUGCAUUAAGAUUAAGUACCAAAUAUCAUUUACAUGAAUGAUAAUUGGACACGAAACAAUCAAGAAACAAUCAUUACAAGAAACAAUCUAACUAUUUAGACAUUUAAAUUUACAUUUGAUACACAACUAUAAAACUGUACAAACAUUCUUGGCUAUGAGAUAUAUGGAACUGACAUCUUAUCAUUUCUUUGGUGUCUUACACUAACUAUCACUACCACUUUUCCACAACACUACUACAUAAUGCUGGUAGGCUUUUCUUCCAUACAUAUAGUGAGAAGCACUAAAUUUAGUAUAGAGACCCUCUGUCAUUGGCUGGUUCCCCUGUAUUGAGUCUGAUUUUUUAAAUUAAUUUUGAAAACUUAAAAUUAAAGAUAUUAAGCAACUUUAACUAUCAUUUUGUAAUAUAAUCUGGAAUCGCUAAAACAUUACUUUAACUCAUAUUUAUUUUUCAGGUUUUGGAUAGAACAAUGUCAAGACAUUUUCGGGGCAAACUUCAAUGAAACUUUAAUCAGUGACGCCGUCAAGAGGUCGAAUGCUGAUUAUGGUGCUCUAGGGAUAAAAAUCUCCAAAGUUAUUUUCCCCAAUGGUUCCAUUGACCCUUGGCACGCUCUCGGUGUUCUUACAGAUCUAGGUCCCGAUGCCAGAGCUAUUUUUAUUAAUGGUGAGUUAUACUUUGAUUUUUUUUAUAUCAGAUAUUUUAAAUCCAAUGGUAUUCAUCCUUUAUAUAUUUUUUUUAUAUAUAUUUUUACUCUGAUAUUAAUAAAUGGAUAUACAUAAUUUUUUUUUAAAUGCUGGGUUAAUGGUGGCUGAUGUCAUCUAUUUAAUGUCAAUGGAGUUAAAAUACAAUAAAAGCUACUACAAAUAAUCUCUUUAAAAUGUGUAUUUGAUCCUUCAUGCCUCAGAUCAGUGUUAAUAAACUCCCAGAAAUUAUUCCUAGCUUAUCUUUCAGUAAUUCAGUUUAGUUUGAGCUCAGUGUUCCCCUUCUCCACAUAUUUCCUCAAAUUAACCCAAAAAUAAUUUAUUCUGUUAAACUUCAUUUUAGGUACAGCCCACUGUGCUAAUAUGUAUCCCGACUCACCCGAUGACCCACCCCAGCUGGUAAAGGCAAGGCAAGAAAUCCUUGUCCAAAUAGGGCAAUGGAUUAAUAGUUAAGAUCAAAAACUGAGGAUUUGUUUUGAGAUUACUUAAAUUUAUAGUCAGAUAUAUUUUUGCCUAACAUUAAAUUGUUUUAUUUCCUGUUAUCUUUUUAUGUCUUCAGGGUUCCCCUAACAAUAUUUGGGGAGAAGCCACCCUUAAUUUUAGCAUGUGCUCUAACGAUAGUGAAUAAUUAUUUAAUUUUUUUUUCUACAGUUAAUUGUAUCUCAGUAAUAUUUGUAUGGCUUUAAGUGUAUCCCUCUAGUAGAACGAGAAGCACAAAAUGGUGGCUUCUGUGCAUUUCCUAAAUGUUCUGUGAAUGCUGUGUGGCAGUCAGUGCCGAUGUGGGAUAUUUAAGAGCAAGACAUGUUUAGCCCAUCUGGGUUGAUUUUUCAGGUCUUGUUUUUAUACAUUUUAAAAAAUGUGUCUUGAAAAAAUAUGCAUAAUUUUAACUCUUUACUCAGUAUGGACAAAGAGCCAUAUGUUCAUAUAUCGAAAAACAAUGACCACCAAUUUUUAACGAGGUAAGAAAUUUUGGUAGUUUUUUUUUUCUAAUAAUUGUCACCCAUGAUUACCUGUUGCUAUGCUCAUGGUACUGUACAGUAUUUAUAUAUUUAAUUUAGGCUUUUUAACACCAUGUUGCGUUCCAUGGAUAAUAUUAAAUAUAAUUUUUCAAAGCCAUCUUUCUGUUAUUACAUUAUUAUGACUUUCACUAGCACUAGUGGCAUGGCUAGAGUUGGUGCUGCAUGGGGUGGGAUUAAGAUUUUGGGUUCCUCCUAUCAACGAAAAAUAACUCUGCAGUUGGCCAAAAUGCAGCCCCUCCUUAAAAAAAAAAGUGCCGCCCGGGGGGGGGGGUCUGCACCACCCCCUCCACACCCCACCUUCCUACGUAACUGUGUUGCUUUCUUCUUUUAAUUAACUACAUAACCUGCAGUGGUGCCAUAGGUAAGGACAUCGGUUCAGUAUGUAGUGAUGUGAGCUUUGUUUAUCUUUGGGGUACAGCAGUGGAGCCGUAGGCAAGGACAAAAGGCCGUAAACGCCAACUUACAGGUAGUACAAGGAUUAACAAAGACUAGGGACAUGGGAUAAAACAAAGGCAUCUUCCCAGAGGGCUGUUAGAGGCGAUUGUAGGAAAUAAAAAAAAAGAAAAAAAUCAGCCAUCAGAUAUCAUAUAUAUAUAUAUAUAUUUAAAUUAUGCUUCAUCCCCAAAGGCUCGAAGCUCGGUACAAAGUCAACCAUAUUAAAUGAGAAAUGAAACACCACAUUAAAACGCAACACUAAAAAAAACUACAAACGAGAAAACCCAUUCAAAGUAUUUCAUCCCUUUCAACUAUAAACAACACAGGCCAAUAUAAAUCUAGGAGAUAUUAGCUAGCUGGAAAAGAUGGUAGACAUCACCCCAGCAGGUGUUUGCGAAAUAGAUGUGAUUUCAAAUCGGUUUUGAAGGAUUCCAGUGACUGGCUGUUUCUGAGAGCGACAGGAAGGGUGUUCCUAAUUGUUGUCCAGUAGUUACAUAAGGCGCCAUGAGCGAUUUGAGAUAGGACGGCGCCAGGUCAUGCAAGCAGCGGUAGCACAGAGUUGCAAUUUUGCACUCUAUGCGAGCACGGACCGGCAGCCAAUGAAGCUCUCUCAGAAGUGUUUUAGCAUGGUCGAAUUUGUGUUUCCGAAGAACAAUGCUUUUUGCAUUUUAUCCAGGAGCGUAGCUGGAAGACUCACCAUGAGAGCAUUGCAGUAGUCCAUGCGUGAUAGCGCGAAUGCAGACAUGUGCUUAUUUGUUGCAUUAAACGUUAAGAAAGGUCUGAUAUGACUAAUUCUGAACAGCUCUAGAAAAAUCGCCUUGUAAAGCAUGUUAAUGUGAUUUCCCAUAGUUAGUGUUCUGUCUAAGCCGAUACCAAGGUUUCGCACUGUUUAAGCAAACUCAAUCUGCACACUUGUGAGAGUAAGGGAUUGUGUGUUAUUUACAGAUUUUAGCUUUUGAGCAGUAGCAAUGGCGACCAGCUCCGUCUUUUCCGUCUUAGGUGAUGGGUUUUGGCCAAUGGAUGGUUAGUUGCUAAAGAAGGUGAUGAGUGUUGGCCAAUGGAUGGUUAGUUGCUAAAGAAGGUGAUGAGUUUUGGCCAAUGGAUGGUUAGUUCCAAAAGAAGGUGAUGGGUGUUGGCCAAUGGACGGUUAGUUGCUAUGAUGGUGAUGGGCUGGUCAAGGGAUGGUUAGUUCCUAAAGAAGUUGACGGGCUGGUGAAGGGAUGUAAGUAGCUGAAGUAGGUGACGAAUAGGUCAAUGUAUAGUUAGAUCCUAAAGUAGGUGAUGAUUUAGUCAAUGGACGGUUAGAUCCUAAAGAAGGUGAUGGCCCUGGUUCGAAGUAACACUAUGUUACAAGUUGUUAAAACAUCCGCUAAAAAUUGCAUAGAUUUCCUUUCGGAUUCGAAACUAGAAUUUGCGUCCUGUGAAGAGAGCAAAACUCAUAAAAUGUUGAUAUGUUGUUGUUUUUUUCUACAGGUGGUUAAAUCCGACUUUUCAUAUUAUGAGAUAGUUAUUUAUAACUAGGGAUAGGCAGUAGAAAAAUUAAUCAACUAUUUGUAAGUGACCAAACUCUCAACUAACAUUAACAUUGUUUUGGGUGUUUUUUUAAAUGGAUUUUUGGUGUGGUUUGUAAGUUCAUAACUGUAAUUGCAUUUAAUUCUACUAAGUAAAUGGUUCCAGGAAAUACUCACGCUGGUUCUCGGAAAAUGCUGGUAUCUGAAACGCUGGUUAUCUGAAACACUGUUUAUCUGAAACACUGGUUAUCUGAAACACUGGUUAUCUGAAACGCUGGUUAUCUGAAACGCUGGUUAUCUGAAACACUGGUUAUCUGAAACGCUGAUUAUCAUUUACAAUUACUAAUGUACUUAUCUACUUAUAACUCAUCCAAAUUAGAACAAACCACAUGAAAUGCAAUUGUUAGUUUGGUUAUGAAAGGGACUACAAUCCGAUGGAAGACUUUAUUGAUUUUUUUGUAAUUUGGGGGGUGUCGUGGUUGGUCAAUUUGCCCCAAUGUUUAAGAUAACCAGUGUUUUGGGUAACCAGUGUUUCAAAUAAUGAUAUGACUUCACUGGUUGACUUAAACGGCAUUUUCUCAAUAGAAGUAUAUUUAAAGGUCAAGUUUUUAUUACGUUAUAAAUUUAAUAAAAGUCUAUUUUUGUAAUUAAAAGAGGUAAACCUUUUGAGGUGCUUCAAUUUUAAUUCACCGCAAAAAUUAUCAUAAGCUUUACACACGUGACUGGGGGGGGGGAUCUGCCUUUGUUUUCUCUCAGGUUCUUAAUCUUUUUCAAGUCUUUGUACUGCCUGGAAGAUGGUGUUUACUGCCCUUUGUUCGCCCCCUUUACUUUAUUUCCCAAACAUCCGCGAUGUCUGGAGGGCAUUCCUCUAUCGGACACCCGGUCAUUCGCUCGGACAUCAGACAUCGCACCCGAUGGUGGGGCGGGUGUGGGGGGC
Lymnaea stagnalis (great pond snail) is the source of this 14153-nucleotide messenger RNA. NCBI's taxonomy places the organism in Eukaryota, Metazoa, Mollusca, Gastropoda, Lymnaeidae. The record is from the annotation of a GenBank genome assembly.